Molecule: messenger RNA, 2182 nt
Organism: Hippocampus zosterae (dwarf seahorse)
Lineage: Eukaryota; Metazoa; Chordata; Actinopteri; Syngnathiformes; Syngnathidae
Product: E3 ubiquitin-protein ligase TRIM7
Exons: 14
Coding region: 177-1991 (604 amino acids)
Molecular function (GO): protein binding; zinc ion binding
Source: RefSeq, a predicted model, not a curated record
AGUCCGGCCACAUUUGAGCCGGGAAGCCGAGACUCGAGUGGGCGUGGCGGCAGGGGAAAAUCACAGUCGUCGCACACCCUGAUUUCUCACUUUUGUCGACGGGCUUCCAGAAGAGCCACCUAAACUACAUCCUCGAGGGCCGCGUCGAUGCCAAAGACCACCCCGUGAAAAUCAGGAUGUCCUUAUAUGGUAAUCUGCUGUCAAGUGAUCAGUUCCAGUGCUCAAUCUGCUUGGACAUCUUCAAUAACCCGUCGUCAACGCCGUGCGGCCACAGCUUCUGCGUCACCUGCAUCAAUCAAUAUUGGGAUGGGGCCAAGGUUUGUCAAUGUCCUCUGUGCAAAAGGACCUUCCAGAAGCGUCCGGAUCUCCAGAUCAACCGGACCCUGCGCGAGAUCACCGAGCAGUUCAGGUCCAUGUCUGGGGGAGGUGCGGAAGGAGGAGGCGUGGCCAAAGAAAAGAAGGGAGUAAAAGGGCGACAGUGCGCCAUGCCGAACGAAUUGUUGGACGAACUGACGAGGAAGCUGCCUCGACCUCACGCCAGCAUGCCAAUCACCAGCGAAGACCAAGGUGGCGAACCCAGCCCCGGGAACCCUGUGGCCGCAUCGUCCUCAGUCCCCGUUCAAAGUCCGCUCUCUACAAUGAUUGGCGCAGGCGGACCACCUCAAGUCCAACCACGCCCGGCCGAGUCGUACGGCCGAAGGAGGUUCACCGUGAGCGGGGCGGCGGACAGCCACAACAUUCCUCUCUGCGACAUUCACCACAGGGGGAUCAUGAUUUUCUGUCGGACCGACGGGGAGUGCAUCUGUCCCGAGUGUGAGGCCGAGGUGCACCCUGAUCACGACACAGUGACGGUGGAAGCGGCGUGGGUGGACAAGCAGGUGCAGCUAAAAGAGAUGGAGGCGCAGAACCAGGAGAUGAUCCAACAAAGACUCGUGAAGAUCGAGGAUAUCCGCUCAUCGGUAUCCCAACUGGAGCUGGUGGUGGAGCGGGCGACGAUGGGAAGCGUCUGCAUGUUCUCGGCGCUGACGGCGGCCCUCGAGCGAGCGCAGGCGGAGCUGAUGAACGUCAUGCAGGCCAACCGGCAGACGGCGGCCAACCGGGCGGAUGCUUUGAUACGGCAGCUCGAACUGGAGGUGGAACAACUGCGGCGGCGGGAGAGCGUGCUCGCGCAACUCUCAACCACGGAUGACCACCUACAGGGUGUUAAGAAUUUCGCCACGGUCACCGCUCCUCUACCCACCAACGAUUGGUCGGGUGUUUCCAUCACGUGCGAUCUGGGGAUCAACGCCAUCUACAGGUCGCUGGCAGGCGAGGUGGAGAAGUUCCAGGAGCAGCUGAGGGGCAUCAUUGAGACGGGUUUCACUGAAUCAUCAUCGUCAACAUCAUCACUGGAGACCAGCCCAGCGCGUCCACAGCCCAGGAUGAGAAGGGUGCAGGAGUUUGCAGUGGACGUCACACUGGACUGCAACACGGCCCACCCCAGACUGCUUGUGUCCGACGACAUGAAGAGCGUGCGAUGCGGCGACCGACACCAGCUACUUCCGGACAACAUCGAGCGGUUUGAUCGCGUCGUGUGCGUCCUGGGGAGGGAGGCCAUCACCUCUGGGCGACACUACUGGGAGGUCCAAGUGGGCGGGAAGACGGACUGGGAUCUGGGCGUGGCCAGACAAUCCAUCAACAGGAAAGGCAAGAUUGACGUGACGCCAAAUAAUGGAUACUGGUUCCUCAGCUUGAGAGACAAGAACAAGUACGCCUUUCGCACCGAACCGUCCACCGACGUCCACCUCAACCUCCGACCCAACAAGAUUGGAAUAUUUGUCGACUUUGAUCGAGGACAGGUUUCCUUCUACAACGUGGACGCCAAAAUCCACAUCUAUACGUUCAACGACACGUUCACAGAGUGCAUCUUCCCGUUCUUUAGCCCCUGCACCAACAGAUCGGGAAAGAACGACGGGCCGCUCGUCAUCACGCCAGUCGACAUGUCGGAAUGAACCAAAUCGACAAGUCCCGUUCCGCCACCGCUGCCGCACUUGAUUUCACGUUGAUUCUUCUUCCAUCGAUUAAAACGGUGUCUUAUUUCAAAGUCAUUCAUGCAAGCAUUUGAAAAGAAAAUUUACAACUUGAUGAUUGUAACUGAAAUGAUUUUUUUUUUACUGUUGCAAACAAUUUUUAAUUCCCUCAA